Molecule: messenger RNA, 843 nt
Organism: Schistosoma turkestanicum
Lineage: Eukaryota; Metazoa; Platyhelminthes; Trematoda; Strigeidida; Schistosomatidae
Source: the annotation of a GenBank genome assembly
AUGCAUCACUCACUAUUCUGUUCUGUUUUUAUUUGCUUAGAUUCUUCUUCAAAAAGCCCACAUUUCUCCUCACAGUCAACGUUCAAUGAUCAAUCUUAUAUAAAUGAAAAUGAAUUAAAAAAAACUCCAGAGAAAAUCUUUAAUUUAAAUAAAGAAUAUCAAUCAUACAAUGAAAUCACAAUGAAUGUUGUGAUCAGUGAUCAAGAAGACAAUAAUAUUGAUAAUAUUAAUAAUAAUAAUAAUAAUAAUAAUAAUAAUAAUAAUCACAUUCAUUCUCUGUCAUCCAUUACCCCAUUAAAUCUUUCUACAGAUAAUAGAUCUAUUCAUCAAAACAAAAAUGAUCAUUGUACAUUGGAACAAAUGAAACCUGUUCAACAACAUUCAAGCUUCAAUCAUAAUAAUAAUAAUCGAUUAACAACUGAUAUCCAUUUAGAUCAAUCUGAAAAUCACACAAAUAAUCAUUUAAAUCACACAAUGAUCACAAUCAAAACAAAUAAUGAUUACAAUGUUAACAAUAAUAAUAAUAAUAGUGACGUAAUAACUGAUUGGAAGUCUCACCAGUUGUCUUCACUAUUUCAAAUUGUUGAUAAUCAGACUACAAGUAAUUAUAACACCAGUAAUAAUAAUAAUAAUAAUAAUAAUAAUAGUGAGAAUGAGAAUGAUAAUAAAUCACAAGUUCAUCAACAAAUUGAUACUGAAUCAAAUACAGUGAAUCGUAAUCGUAAUGGUACUACUAGUUCUACUACUAGUACAACUACUACUACAACUACGACUAUUACUACUUCAUCAAUGAAAUCUAGACGAUUGAAAUGUUCGAAAUCAUUGAAAUAUUCACAACAGUAA